AUGUGUGCUUCUUCCAAUAGUGUAUAUUCUCCAGCAACGGAUCAACAGAGAGCUAAAGCUCUUGGUGACACUUACCAACUGACUGAUGAUAUUCGCCGAGCAGUCACUAUUGGCAUUGAUGAAUGUUUUUUACCAUUUCCAAUACCGAACGAAGGGGAUUGGGUUACUAUACAUGCAGAGCAAGGUCAAACUGUGCAACAAUUUGAGCGAACAAAACGAACAGUGCCACAUUCAAGUUUUAGAACAAUCUAUAUACAACCAAUUGGGUCGUUCGAUCAUCCAAGGGCACCUUCAUUGGAAAUCAUAUGUGACUUUUCACGUCCUUUCUUUCCUGGAUGUGAAUUGGAAAUUUUACCUCAAAUAGAUUUUACUGAUUUCUCAAAACAUCUUCAAAAUGGAAAGCGUAUCAAUCAAUAUACAAAACAACCACAAUAUUUAACGAGUUUUAUAAUUGGUCAUUUAAAAAAAAUGAAACGACGAGAAAGAAAACAUGAUCGUCGAGAAUUAUUUUGUAUUGGUGUUACUAUGGCUGAUAUUUAUCCAGGAUCUGGCUGGAAUUUUGUCUAUGGUUUAGCAUCAAUCGACGAUGGUAUUGGCAUUUAUUCAUUUUCUCGAUUAGAUCCUUCGUUUCCAGAUACUGCAACAGCUGGACCUUGCACGGAUCAAGAACGAAUAUUGAUACUCAAACGAGCUAUAAGUGUGUUUGUCCAUGAAGUCAUACAUUUAUUUGGCGUCGAACAUUGUAUCUAUUAUUUAUGUUUGAUGAACGGAGCAAACAGUGAAGAAGAAAUGGAUGGACAACCGUUGUAUUUAUGUCCAGUGUGUUUAAGAAAAAUGUAUUCAGCAAUGGGAAAAGAGAAGAAACAUUUCAAUGUCAUACAAAUGUAUACAAAAAUUUCAGAUCUUUGUGAAAGACUUCAUUUUAAAGAUGAACUGGCAUGGUAUGAAAAUAGAUUGAAGUUAUUGAAUAAAGUAGCGGACGAUUAA
This is a messenger RNA of Rotaria sp. Silwood1, 987 nucleotides long. NCBI's taxonomy places the organism in Eukaryota, Metazoa, Rotifera, Eurotatoria, Philodinida, Philodinidae. The record is from the annotation of a GenBank genome assembly.